Molecule: messenger RNA, 2471 nt
Organism: Fusarium odoratissimum NRRL 54006
Lineage: Eukaryota; Fungi; Ascomycota; Sordariomycetes; Hypocreales; Nectriaceae
Exons: 2
Coding region: 57-2027 (656 amino acids)
Source: RefSeq, a predicted model, not a curated record
CCUUCCUUUUUGUCAAUCUUGAAUGCAUUUAUGACGUCACAUCUCAUUCCGUCGAAAUGGCAUUGGCAACACGACUUCUUCUCGUCGCCUUCGUAUGCCUCCUUUUCGCCGACCGCGUCUCAGCCUUUGGAGCAGGUGAAGUAGCAGGCACUAGCGAAUUCAACGGUUACGUCUGGCGUCAUGGCGACAUCGUCGAAGCCCUUCGGUACCUCCCGGCGAGUUUCGUGACGCACUACAGAUUUUCAACUCUCGAGCGACGACAAAUUUACUUUGGGAACUGGCUACGAGACUUUUCGCAAAUAAUCGAUACAACAGGCCUUGAUAAUGUUCCGGAACCUGUUCUCAGAGCUAUUGUCAGCAUCAUGGGGUUUCUGGAGUUUGGCUUCGCGACCGACGAGUUCGAGGUGACGCGCGAGCGCUUGGGAUGUUACACUCAUGUGGAGCAUAUCGACAACCCCAAGGGAUACCCGAGUAAUGCCAAGGAGAUUGACGAAAGGUUGAGAGGGCCUUUGGAUCCACGCGAACUCGAGUUUGACCCCAAGACGGGCAUGAAGAAUUACAUCGCAAACUCGGGCAAAGGCUGGGAUACUUCUGCUGAUUACGUCACGCGAGAGCUACGCGAAUGCAUUCGACUUGGGCGCGAGAAGGAUCCAAAGUCGAAGAAGGAAGCUUUCAUUCAUCUUGGCGCUGCGCUUCAUACCCUCGAAGACUUUUCGGCGCAUAGCAACUUUACGGAACUCUGCCUACAUGAACUUGGCGAGCACGACGUCUUUGCCUUUGUCGGCGAAGCCUGUCGCGUCAAGACGCCACGAUGGAGAAGUCGCAUGGUACCGCCCAUCGUCACUGGCACUUUCGGAAUGCUCGACAUCUUUCACAGUAUUCUUGGUGAAGCCGACGACAUGGCCAUCCUCCAGUGCAAAGGCUCACUGCAGAAUCUCGAGAACGAACUGAACCUCGGUGAAAUCGCCUUCCAGCAUAUCUUCGACCUACUCAAAGCCGCGAUACAAGCGAUAAGCAAACUAGCCUCCAAGACGAACGACCCGAUUCUCCAACAGCUCGAGACCGUCGGCGUGCUCUUCAAGAAAGCCGAAGAAGAAAAACAAAGCUCAACCGCCGCGAGCAGCCUCGACGCCAAUCAGCUUUGGCAGACCAUCGAACCGAUCUUCUACCUCCACGAUCGAAUCAAGAAAUGGAUACAAGAACGCACGGAACAGCAUGAUGCUGACCCGCUGUCGGAGGAGUCGAGCACGCAGUUGGGCAAAUACACGGACCAGCUUGUCUUCAAGUACCUGUCGCUCAUGAUUGAGAGCUCUAUCAUGCAGUUGCGCAAUGCGCUCAAGGCAGCGAAAGAACGUGUUGAUGCUGAAGCUGCGAAGUCGACUUCUGCCGAAGUCUACCUCGAUGGCGACGGGUCUGAUCCGAGCCAUUCGGACAUCUCAAAGGAUCACUUCAGCAACGUCCUCAACCAGCCUGCUGGUCUCGUCUCCUCCGUCACGACAAACUGGACAACGCAACAGGUCGUCAAAUGCUGGGAUGAUCCAUUCCGCAACGAAGAAGAAACAAUCCGCCAGAUCCUCACAAUCAUGCAUCAUCCCGCCUUCCCACGCCACAAAACACCCAUCCAGAAAUACAUGUUCACCGCCGUCGAAGAAUGGUGGAACCACAACACGGCCUCCGAAAAAGAGACCAUCCGAGGUAUGCUCACAAAGGAAAGCGUCCGCAACCGCCAGCACGAGAAUCACACCCUCACUCUCAAAGAUCUCGAAGGGAAGAGGAAAGGUGUCGCUGAUUUCCCUGGCUCAAGACCCAAGAUCAAGGAGAGACCUGCUAAGCCGUCACCUUUGACAUGGGCUGUUGGCGAAGCGAAGAAGGAUGCAAAGUGGAUGUUUGGCGCAGUUAGAAGAGGCGCUGGCGACCCCGUUGCGGCGGUUUGUUACAUCGGUGAAGGUCUGUAUAUGAUGAUUGUUUACGUUUUCAUGAUGCUUUUUGGUGCGUUUGGAUUGAAGGCGAAGGCGUCGAGGGAUUAGGAUGUGAUGUUAGCUAGAUGUGAUACCUAGUAAAUCGAGAUACAUGAGAUACACGAAAUGUACACUAGACUCUUUGCUUGGAAGCCUUGACAGCUUGUCUCCCUAUGCUUUUUCUACACACUGAAUCACGAGUGCUGUCGCUGCUCUCGAUAUCCUUUUGGGGUGCGACCUUCUCAUUGGGCUCAGAGCUUGAAGCCACCAACUCUCUUCUGCAAGAUUUGAGCAGGGUCAUACCUUUUGCUGACCGACCUGAGAAAUUCCAGCUCAUCAGCUCCGUAUGACUCAAACGGCUUUUGGUAUGGCGCAGCGUAGUUGAGGUACUGGAACUUCUGUAGCAGUCCCUUUGCACGAGCAUCCUCUUCCCAUACUGACAGAACCUCCUUGGUCUUUGCUUCAAUGUUUGAGUUAACAGCCGAGUUCGGCCACAGCGCUGAGAUAAGAACA